AUGCUCCUUUUGUUUUUGUGUUUUCUAUCUAACUUAUUUCUAUGUCAUGCCCAAAAACAAGAUUGGCCUUUGUUUCAUAGUGAAUGUGGUGAUGGAAUUGUUCUUGAAUUGAAUGAGAAUCUCAUCCUUUGUGGUGUUACUUCAACUAAAAUAUCUGUCUCUGCAAUAUCAAAUGGGUUUAUUCAAAAAAUUUCAUCGGCUUUCACUCAAGAAACAUCAUCUGCUUGUACGUCUUCUCAAUCCAAAGGACAAUGGUUUUUUGUUGAAGGAGCUAAUUUAAAUAUUAAAUUUGAUACUUGCUCUUCAAUUACUGAUUAUCCAACUUCUAUAUACAUUCUUCAAAUUGAUAAAAAACAAUAUGUUGAUGGACUGGAAAUUGAUAUUACAGAUAUGGAUUGUAUUACUGAUACAAAAUGCCUCCAAGCAAGUUAUACUGGUUGUCCAAACAAUAACAAUUUAGCUUCUACUGUAAUAGCCAUGGACAACACUCAUGAUUACUUUAUUCAUGUAGUCCAACAAUCACCAUUAGGAUCUGAGUAUAUUAUAUCUGCAUCAGUUGUUUGUCCAAUGAAUUGUGGAGGAAAUGGAGUUUGUGAUAUUCACACAGGAACAUGUACUUGUAAACCUGGAUAUACAUUAAAUUCUGGUAUUUGUUCAUUAUGUGGGAAUGGGGUAUAUGAUGUUGGAGAAGAUUGUGAUCCAUCGGUAUCAUCUGACCCUUUAUGUGAUUCCUCAUCUUGUUAUUGUAAAUUAGGAUAUUCUUCUUUCUCAGUUGCAGGUAAAACAAAAUGUGCACCUCCUUCUUGUGGAAAUGGAGUCCUUGAUCCUUUAGAAGAAUGUGAUGGAGGAGAAGGAUGUGGAUCAAAUUGUCUUUGUGGGGAUGGUUAUGUUCCAUACAAUGAAUUAAGAACCUAUUGUCUUUCAAAUUUAUGUGGAAAUGGUGAAAUAGAUGAAGGAGAAAAAUGUGAUGGAGGUGAUGGGUGUUAUCAAUGUGAAUGUCAAAGUGGUUGGUAUUCACAUGGUACUGUUUCAUGUAGAAAAGUUUCUGUAUGGUUAUACUGGGUAUUAUAUCUAGUAACGAUAAUUAUCUUAUAUUGGAUAUUCUUAAUUAUUACUGGAUUCUUCAUUGGAUUAUUGUAUCACCGUUUAAAUAAAAUAAUCAAAAGUGACUUAGAGAAUUUAGACCUCAUAGAAUCUAAGAUGCAAGUUUUUGAUAAUCAAGUUAUUCCAUUUGAUUCUUCUAAUUCUCAAUUUAUAGAUGCUACAAUAAGUAAUCCAUUAUUUUCUUUUAAUCCGUAUAAAGUUACAUUUGAUGAUUGUGGAGAUAUCCCUGAUGUAGAUGAUCCUGUUGUUACAGUUGUCACAUUAACAAAUCUAAGAGAUGAAAACUUACAUUUCAUUUUUCAUGGAGAGGAUAAUGAAAAGUAUAAAUUGGCAUUUAAACCAACCACAGGUAUUAUUAAAAAGAAUAAAUCUAUUGAUAUUGAAAUACAUUUAUUAGUUAAAUGCACUUGUAUUCUUCGAUGUAAGAUUCCUGUAACAUUAAGAUAUGGACAAGCAAAAGAUGUAAUCAAAGAUCUUCAAAUAAAUAAUCCUGAAUUAAUUGAAAACAACUUACAAAAUUCACAAAAGUCUGGUGAAUUUGAUAAUAAAUCAAAUCCAUCAAGUAAACAAUCUUCAACUAUUCAUUCUAGUGUAUCGAAUUCAUCAACAAAGAAAAAGAAGAAUAACAAAAAUAUUAAUAAAUUUUAUACUUUCUUAACAUUUGAAAUAUCUUCAGGGCUAUCUACAAAACUAGAUUAUGAUGAAAUUGUAUUACAACCACCAAGUAUUGGUGAAGGUACAUUUGGAGUUGUUUAUAAAGGAAUUUGGAGAAGUGUUGAUGUAGCAGUAAAACAAUUAAAAACACAAGGGGUAAGUGAUGUAGAUAAACUAGUAACUAUGUUUACUAGAGAAGCAGAACUUCUUGAAAAGAUUAGAUGCCCUUAUAUUGUUAGUUUUAUUGGUUGUGUUACUAACAAAGAACACCUUUGUUUAUUGACUGAAUUUUGUCCAUUAGGCUCAUUAAGAAAAAUUCUUAAAAAGAGAGAUGAUUUAAAUGAACAAGUAAAAAUUAGAAUAUGUCAAGACAUAUCAAAAGGAAUGGAAUAUCUACAUAUUAAUGAUAUUCUUCAUUCUGACCUUAAAACUGAUAAUGUCUUAAUGGUAUCAUUAAAUCCACAUGACUCUGUACUAUGUAAAGUUAGCGAUUUUGGUACAUCAAGAUGUUUUGUAGAAUCUUCAAAAGGUCUUGGAAUUAAAGAUAUUGGAACUCCUGUAUAUAUGGCUCCAGAAGUCCAUCAAUCAGAACAAAUUACAUUAAAAUCUGAUGUUUAUUCAUUUGCUAUUUGCAUGUUAGAAAUAUGGAACAAUGGAAGUUUGUAUGAUGAACAACAUUUUCCAGAUGUAGAUUCUAUUCUUCGUUUUGUUUGUGCUGGAAAAAGACUUGAAAUUCCACAAGAGUGUCCAUAUAAAGGAUUAAUUCAAAGGUGUUGGAACCAAGUUCCACAAGAACGUCCACAAUUUAAAGAGAUUUCUCUGAUUCUUGAUACUUAUAGUCAUCAAGAUGAGUUUUCUGCUGAAGGGUCUAUUAAUUCUCGUUCUGAAUCACCAACAACACCUUCAUUUAUUCAUAAAUCACAAACACCAGUUAAAGCUGGUAUUGUUAUGAGUAAAAAAAAGUUAUCUUUUAAUCCAAAUGGAUUAAUAGGAACAUUAACAAAAAGUCCAAGAGAAAAUAAAAAUAAUCCUUCAUCUUUACAAAAAUCUCCUUCAAUAAGAAGUCUAAAAAGAGACUUUCCUAAAAGUGCUUUUACUUCAUCUUCUGCUUUAAUUCCUACAACUGUUUUAAGUCCACAAGAAAUAAAAGUUGAAACACAAAACGCUUAUCCUCUUUGUCCUAGUGCGGAUAUAAGACUUCAUAAAAAUUUAACUACUCAAAGUAUGCAAAGACUAAGUGCUUCUCCUACUUAUAAUAUUAUUGACCUUGAUCCUUAUGAAAAACAUCCUCUAGAAGAAAUUCUUAAUCCAGAAUUACUUACAACAGAACAACAAAAACAUGGAAAAUUUAAGUUAUGUUCAACAGUAUCUUCUACCAAACUACAAAGUGCCACCCCCACUUUCAAUGAAAAUCAAAAUUCUCCAAAAACGCCGAAGGGACAAAAACACAGUAUUAUCACUACUCAGUCUAUAAAAACUAGUAUUUCUGAAAAUCAAACUCCAAGAAAUACUGAACAAAAAGGAGUAAAUUUAAAAGAAGAUAUAAUAACACCUGAGAAUUAA
Messenger RNA from Entamoeba dispar SAW760, 3321 nucleotides. Its product is annotated as serine-threonine protein kinase, putative. The coding region runs from base 1 to 3321 and encodes 1106 amino acids. The record is from RefSeq and is a predicted model, not a curated record. Gene Ontology annotation, molecular function: protein kinase activity; ATP binding. Gene Ontology annotation, biological process: protein phosphorylation. The transcript is spliced from 2 exons. Lineage: Eukaryota; Evosea; Mastigamoebida; Endamoebidae.